UCAUCAGAGUUCCAAUCAAACAAUCAAAAUUAUUUGCUUACACUGGGGGACAUCUAGCCAGAUCAAAAGAACUCUUACUGGAAACAACAAGACCUUUCAACACCAGGACAUAUCUCUUGAUACAUACUUUUGCAGAAAUAGACUACAACGCUUUGAGAACCUGAGGGGAAUCGACAGCUGAAGUCCUCCAAAAUGGAUAGUCCUUUCAAGAUGAACUACUUGUUAGAUGUUGAUUCUGCCUACCGGUUGUUUUACAGCCAAGGAGCACAAGCUCGCCGGGCGACCCUGCUCACCGUCCCCACCUUAAUGGCGGCAUCAUCCGAGGAGGACAUCGACCGGAGACCCAUCCGGAGAGUCCGGUCCAAGAGUGACACCCCUUACCUCGCCGAGGCCAGGAUCUCCUUCAACCUCGAGGCAGCUGAAGAAGUGGAGAGACUGGCUGCAAUGCGUUCGGACUCGCUGGUUCCCGGGACGCACACCCCUCCGAUUCGAAGGAGAAGUAAGUUUGCCACUCUAGGACGAAUUUUCAAGCCCUGGAAAUGGAGAAAGAAGAAGAGCGAGAAGUUCAAGCACACAUCAGCAGCACUUGAAAGAAAAAUAUCAAUGAGGCAAAGCAGGGAGGAGCUUAUCAAGAGAGGAGUGUUGAAGGAAAUUUUUGAUAAAGAUGGGGAACUUCCUAUACAACAUGAAGAAGGAUCUUUGGAGAAUGGCCAGGCUUUGAGCUCCAGCCAGAUUUCACUCCCAACCCUAACUGAAUUGGAGCAGUGUUCAGCUUCUGGAGAUUCUUGUACAUAUGAAGUACUCCCAAAUCCAGAGAUUAUGGAUGGAACAGUGUCCGAAGAGAGUCUCUCGUCCAGUGAAUCUGGAGUCCACCUAUCUCAAGAUCCUUCAUCCAAACCAGUCUUGCUACUCCCCCCUAAAAAAAAUGCUGCUUUCUCUGGAGACCAUGAGGACACCCCAGUGAAACAGCUCUCCCUCAUCAAACAGCCCCCUGCCCUGCCUCCUAAACCUAUUGCCAGGAUUGCCAACCACUUAGCAGAUCCUGGUGGUCCCAUGAAACUGCCUUGUAUGCCAGUCAAACUGUCGCCUCCGCUACCUCCAAAGAAAGUCAUGAUCUGCAUGCCUUUAGGGGGACCAGACCUCUCCCUCGCAUCUUAUUCCAUACAGAAGAGCUCCCAGCAAUCAAUGGGUUCUCAUCACCACACGGUUUUACCGUCACAGUUAGCGCACCAGCAUCAGUAUGGCAGCCACAACCCUCACAUGCCUUCUGGAUCCAGCACGUUACCCAUUCACUCUUCAGGUUGCCGCAUGAUCGAUGAGUUGAAUAAGACACUAGCCAUGACCAUGCAGAGGCUAGAAAGCUCUGGUUUACAUGGGGGUGACAAUGUCACAAAAAGUGGACCUGGGGGCCUUUCAGACAUGAGACAAGUGCCAACCGUUGUGAUCGAAUGUGAUGACAAUAAAGAAAAUGUGCCUCAUGAAUCUGACUAUGAAGAUUCUUCAUGCCUCUACACGAGAGAAGAAGAAGACGAAGAUGAAGAUGAUGAUGAUGACAGCUCAUUAUUUACAAGUUCCCUUGCCAUGAAAGUCUGCAGGAAAGAUUCUUUAGCCAUCAAACUUAGCAACCGGCCAUCCAAACGGGAGCUGGAGGAGAAGAACAUCCUCCCUAUGCAGACUGAUGAGGAGAGGCUGGAGCUAAGGCAACAAAUAGGGACCAAGCUGACAAGACGACUGAGCCAGAGGCCAACGGCUGAAGAAUUGGAGCAGAGGAACAUUCUUAAACCCCGGAAUGAGCAAGAGGAGCAGGAAGAAAAACGGGAAAUAAAGAGAAGAUUAACACGCAAGUUAAGUCAAAGGCCUACGGUGGAAGAGUUGCGUGAGAGGAAAAUUCUCAUCCGCUUUAGCGAUUACGUGGAAGUGGCAGAUGCUCAGGACUAUGACAGGCGGGCCGAUAAACCAUGGACACGGCUCACAGCUGCUGACAAAGCCGCCAUACGCAAAGAGCUCAACGAAUUUAAAAGUACUGAAAUGGAAGUUCAUGAAUUAAGCAGGCAUUUAACAAGGUUUCAUAGACCAUAAAAACUGAGUGUUCCACCAUCUUCAAGACGUAACUGAAAAGAACCGCAAGUGCUGGUACUGCUCAUCUCUCCAUUGUGUACAAUGUAAAUCUCCUGAACUGCCUUUUUAAAAUAAAGUUUAAAACAAGGUUUUCCUCUACUGGGUAGAACUAUGCCAUAAAACCUGUUGGCACAACAUUCAGCAACUCAAACCACCCAAGGCAAGAAUCAUGCCAAAA
This is a messenger RNA of Anolis sagrei ordinatus, 2296 nucleotides long. It is a transcript of the gene PHACTR1, whose product is annotated as phosphatase and actin regulator 1. NCBI's taxonomy places the organism in Eukaryota, Metazoa, Chordata, Lepidosauria, Squamata, Anolidae. Gene Ontology annotation, molecular function: actin binding. Gene Ontology annotation, biological process: stress fiber assembly; cell motility. The record is from RefSeq and is a predicted model, not a curated record.